Messenger RNA from Argentina anserina (silverweed cinquefoil), 3897 nucleotides. RefSeq lists its product as uncharacterized. The record is from RefSeq and is a predicted model, not a curated record. The coding region runs from base 122 to 3841 and encodes 1239 amino acids. Gene Ontology annotation, cellular component: plasma membrane; cytoplasm. Gene Ontology annotation, biological process: regulation of exocytosis. The transcript is spliced from 24 exons. Lineage: Eukaryota; Viridiplantae; Streptophyta; Magnoliopsida; Rosales; Rosaceae. Gene Ontology annotation, molecular function: GTPase activator activity; myosin II binding; syntaxin binding.
CUGAAUUCGCGCCUCACCGUCGUUGUUCUCGAAACCAAAACGCCAUAUUCUUGGUUUUUGAAAUCAGACCCAGAAUACGAUCAGCUGGAUCAUCAUCAUCAUCCUCAUUGUCACUAUCACUAUGUUGGCUAAACUCUUCAACCAAUUCUCACAAAAACAACAACCUCUUCCUCAGGCAAGGGUGUCAGAAGCUGAUUUAGAUCCAAAAAUUGUUUUUCACUAUGGGAUUCCGUCCACUGCGUCAAUUCUCGCAGUUGAUCGCACACAAAGCUUAUUGGCAAUUGGAACCCUGGAUGGCAGAAUAAAAGUGAUUGGUGGUGAUAAUAUUGAAGGGCUUCUGAUAUCUCCUAAGCCCUUGGCAUUUAAGUACUUAGAGUUCUUGGAAAAUCAAGGUUUUCUAGCUAGUGUCUCAAGUGAAAAUGAAAUUCAGGUUUGGGAUUUGGAACACAGGCAAAUAGCUGGUUCUCUGCAAUGGGAAUGCAAUGUAACUGCAUUCUCUGUUAUUUAUGGCACCAAUUACAUGUAUAUUGGAAACGAAUACGCAAUGGUGUCUGUGGUGAGGUAUGAUGCAGAAGAGCGAAAGAUCAACUUACUGCCAUACAAUAUUUCUUCAAACCUUAUAGCUGAAGCAGCUGGAAUGUCAUUGCUUGAUAAUCUUUCUGUUGUGGGAGUUCUCCAUCAACCUAGUUCUCCGGGAAGCAGACUGCUGAUUGCAUACGAGAAUGGUCUGAUUGUUCUCUGGGAUGCUUCACAAGAUCGAGUUGUUUGUGUAAGAGGUUCCAAGGACCUUCAAGUGAAGGAAGAAACAGUCCAUAGUUCUCCAAAAGGAAAAAGAACUGAGCCUUUUGAUGCUAUAUCAGACAGGAAACAUGUGGAGAAAGAGAUAAGCUCUCUUUGUUGGGUAUGUGAUAACGGGUCGACUCUUGCUGUAGGCUAUACAGAUGGUGAUAUAAUGUUUUGGGAUAUAUUAACUGCUGCCUCUACCAAGGAUAAUAGGUCUAAAAAUAUACCUAACAAUGUUUCAAAGAUACAGUUAUCAGAAGAUGAAAAGAGACUCCCUGUCAUGACUGUAAACUGGUCUGCGAAUAGGUUAAAAACUCAUCCCAGGGGCCAACUAUUUGUUUAUGGAGGGGGAGGAAUUGGAUCUGAAGAAGUUCUCACGGUUCUCAGCGUGGAUUGGUCUUCAGGAAUAGAAAGUCUGAAAUGCAUAGGUCGCGUAGACCUUACACUAGUUGGUUCAUUUGCGGAUAUGGUUUUAUUGCCGGCUGCUAGUGCAAUGGAGAAUGGUGACACACUGGUAUUCACUUUGACAAAUCAGGGACAAUUGCAUUUCUAUGACAAGGAAUGCUUGUCUGCCCUGAUGUCUCAGCAAAAGAAAAAGACUGAUGGGACUGCAGUGCAGUAUCCUGUGUUCAUACCUACUACGGAACCAUGUAUGACAGUGGGAAAGCUUGCUUCGGUGGAUAGAGAUGGUAAAUGCUCCUCAGCUCUGUCUAAGCAAGUUGCUGUAGAUAAGUUUAAUGCGGAACACACUUUGAACAAGGGGGGCACAAAGUGGCCUUUGACUGGUGGUGUUCCCGGCCAACUUCGUGAUGGUGAAAACUUUCAUGUUGGGAGACUAUAUAUGGCAGGAUAUCAAGAUGGAUCUAUUCGAAUAUGGGAUGCCACCAAUCCAUCUCUGUCGCUUAUCUGUGCUAUAGGACCUGAGGUUGGUGUAAAAGGUAUCAGAUGUACAAAUGGAACAGUAUCAGCAUUGGAAUUUUGUUCUCUUACUUUCGAAUUAGCUAUUGGUGGUGUGAAUGGUCUGGUUCGACUUUAUAAACUAAUAGGGGGCUCAGACAAGACAGAAUUGCACUUUGUGACAAAAACAGAGAAGGAAGUUUAUACUUCACAACAAGGUAAUGGGCCUCGGUGCACUGCUGUGUUUUCUAUUCUUGAUUCUCCUAUAUGCAUACUACAAUAUGCCAAUUUUGGAGCAAGACUUGCUGUGGGAUAUGAAUGUGGCCGGGUUGCAAUGCUUGAUAUUAGUUCAUCAUCAGUUUUGUUUCUUACAGACAGUGUAUCCAACUCAAGUUCCCCAGUCAUCUGUCUGUAUAUGAAAUCCAUUUCUGAUACUAAUAGCUUAUCACAUAGCCAAAAGGGUUCUGAAUCCAAAAAUUCCACCGAGCCUGAAAAUAGAAUGAAUAAAAAUGAUUCUGAAUCCAAGAUUUCAACUGAUACUGGAAAUGGGUUGGUAAUCCCAAUGAAACCUGAAUAUAAGAAUGUGGUUGAUCCUGAACAUGGAAUGAGUGUAAAAGAUCCUGAAUCCAAGACUUCGACUGAUUGUGGAAAUGUGUUGCCAAUCCCAAAGGACUCUGAAUCCAAGAAUGUAAUUGAUCCUGAACAUGCAAAAAGUGUAAAAGACCCUAAAUCCCAGACUCGGAAUGAUUCUGGAAAUGUGUUGGAAAUCCCACAGGACUCUGAAUCCAAGAAUGUGGCUGAUCCUGGACAUGAAACAAGUGUAAAAGAUCCUGAAUCCAAGACUUCGAGUGAUUCUGAAAAUGGAUUGGUGCUCAUUAUGACCAGAAAUGCACAUAUUGUUGUUUUAGAUAGUGCCACUGGUAAGAUGAUCAAGUCUCGGUCCAUGCAUCAAGAAAAGGAUUCCAUUGCGAUUUCAAUGCACAUUAUAGAGGAUAGUUAUGUUUUAUGUCAUUUGUCGAGUGCAAAGAAGCAUUCUCCAGACUCACCUAAGGAAGGUGAAGCCAAUCAUGAUAAUUUACCACCUAAUGCCGAAUCUGGAGCAACACAGCUUGUAGUUGACCUCAAUACCUUCACCAGAACUACAUAUUUUGUGCAGAGAUCAGUGAACAUAUGCAUUCUACUUUGUUGUGACAACACAUUGCAGUUAUGUUCAUUAAAGUCUGCGCUUGAGGGUGACAAUAACUCCAUUCUGAAGGUGAAUCUUGUAAAACCAUGUUGUUGGACUACAAUCUUAAAAAAAGACGGGAAAGACAGUGGAUUGGUUGUAUUAUAUCAGACGGGAGCCUUUGAAAUCAGGUCUUUCCCAAAUCUUGAAGUGGUGAGAGAAAUAUCAUUUAUGACUAUUCUAAGAUGGAACUUUAUGACAAAUAUGGACAAGACAUUCUGUUCUUCUGAUUGUGGGCAAAUUAUUAUGGUAAAGGGGUCUGAAUUAGCUUUUGUAUCACUUUUGGCCUGUGAAGAUGACUUCAGGAAUCUGGAGUCCUUCCCUUGUCUUCAUGAUAAAGUGCUAGCAGCGGCUACAGAUGUCAUUGCCAAUCUAUCUCUCAGGCAGAAACAGAGUGCUGCUCAUGGGAUAUUAGGAGGAAUCAUUAAGGGCUUAAAAUCAAGUAAAACGGAUAAAAACAUGGAUCCUAAUCAUCCAACAGAAAAUCACGAAAAGUAUUGUGCAAAUUUGGAGAGCUUAUUUUCAAAUCCCCCAUUCUUAAAAUCUUCUACAGAUGUGAAGGAUAGCCAAGAACCUGUGAUGCUUAACCUAGAUGAUAUUGUAAUUGAUGGACCUCUUACUGUCUUCCCUAAAGAUCAAAACACCAAGGAUGAAAAGAAAGACAAGGGAUCAGAGAAGAAAAAGUUAUUUGAAGGGGCGACUAGUGAUACAAAGCCAAAAAUGAGGACAGCUGCUGAAAUCAAGGCUAAAUAUAGAGAAACUGGGGAUGUCGCUGCAGCAGCUGCACGUGCAAGAGAAAUGCUUGCAGAACGUCAGGAGAAACUUGAGAAACUUAGCGAAAACACAGAAGAACUAGCGAGUGGAGCUCAAGACUUUGCAUCAAUGGCAAAGGAACUGGCCAAGAGAAUGGAGAAUCGUAAAUGGUGGCAGCUAUGACAAGUUAGCACAACCAUCCUGAUCAGUUAGUUUCGUCCAAUCUUUACGCUCUAAUG